UCUCCAGUUGUUGUUGCUGGUUCAGAUCCAAACUCUCCAAGAUGUCUCUCUCCUCCAGAUCCUUCGGCCAGAUGUCCACUGGUCGAAAGACCAUGAGUGUCUACGGUGGAGCAGGGGGUUCUGGCACCCGCAUCUCCGUAGGCCAGAUUGACUACUUGACCCGUUCAGGAGCCAUCAACAUGAAGGAUCUCGAUCUCCACGUUGAUGCCAACGAGAAGGCCACGCUUCAGAACCUGAACGACCGUCUGGCCUCCUACCUGGAGAAGGUGCACAAGCUGGAGAAGGAGAACGAACGUCUGGAAAAGCAGAUCGCAGAGUGGUACACAAGCAAAACUGUGAUCAGCCAUGAUUACAGCGCCUACAUGGCCACCAUCGAAGAUCUGCAGAACAAGAUCCGAGAUGCCACCACAUUCAGCACUGAGAUCUACUUGCAAAUUAAUAAUUCAAAACUGGCUGCUGAAGACUUUAAAAUGAAAUCUGAGAUCGAGCUCAGCAUGAGGCAGGCUGUAGAGGGCGAGAUCGCUGGACUGAAGAGAGUCAUGGAUGAUCUCACUCUGGAGAAAAUGCAUCAGGAGACUCUGUGCGAGUCUCUGAAGGAGGAGCUCAUCAUGUUGAAGAGGGACCACGAGGAGGAAAUCUCUCUGCUGGGGGAGCAGACAGGCGACCAGGUUAACGUGGAGGUCGACGUUCCUUCUCCAGCAGAUCUGAGCCAGACCAUGACGGAGCUCAGGGAGCACUACGAGGCUCUUAUCGCCAAGAACAGCAAGGACGUUGAGAUGUGGUACCACAACAAGAUGACAUCGGAGGGGAAGGUUGUAGAAGAACAAACAACCAGUCUGGAGGGAUUCCGCUUGGAGAUGAAGGACCUGAAGACCACCGUGCAGAGGCUUCAGGUUGAACUGCAGUCCGAUUUCAGUAUGAAAUUAUCUCUGGAAGAAUCUCUGCAAGAGACUCAGCAAGGCUACGCUGCCCAUCUGGCAGGUUUCCAGGUUGUGGUCACGGGCCUGGAAGCUCAGAUUUCAGAAGUUAAUGCUGCGAUAGAGGAGAAGAGGCAGAUGUACGACACUCUUCUGGACCUCACAACCCGUCUGGAGGCAGAGAUUGUAGAGUACAGGAGGCUGCUUGAUGGGGAGGACGGCAGCAGCUCUAAACAAGUGAAAACAGUGGAUGGAAAACAGGCUGACUCCUCCAAGAGCGCUGAUGCGGAUCAGAUGAAGUAAAAAGAAAUGGAAAGAAACCGCAAAAUGCAACAAAGAUGCUGCAGCUCCACUAACGUUUCAUGUGUAUUUGUCAAACACAAAACAGAAUUGUUUCACCUAUUAUACUCAUUCACGUCUCUGUCUUCACAAAUAAAAAUCAAUCUCGCAGUUCCACAACUAAUCUGAACCAGUCUGAGCGCGGCAACUCAGUCCAAUGUUGUUUGUUCAUAUUAAUAUGCACUCAUUGAAAUUAAUGGACUCAAACAUUGCAUGAAAAUCACAGAAUAACACCAGGUAGCAGCCACAGAUCCAUCUUUGAAGAGGAUGGAAUAAGUAGAGAGGGGUAAUUUAAAUGUAUAUAAAAUAUAAUCUGCAGAGUUCUGUUGAAAUAUGUACUUGCAUCUUUUUAUUUGAUGCCGUCUACAUCAAAUAAAAAGAUGCAGGUUACUCAAGGUAACCUGGAGUCAGGCAGACGUUUCAUCAUAUUCACUAGUUUACAAAUAAAGCAUACAUGACAGGUAUUUGCUCCUCUGCCUUCAUCUACAGUGUCUGUAAAAAAUAUUCUCUCUCUCGGGUGUUUUAUCCCUUUGUUGCUUCUACAAAUCAAUCAAAAUCAACAAAAUUGAAUGUUUUUGACUAAAACAAAAAAACUGUCUAACUGA
Poecilia latipinna (sailfin molly) is the source of this 1861-nucleotide messenger RNA. RefSeq names its product keratin, type I cytoskeletal 13-like. The transcript is spliced from 8 exons. Gene Ontology annotation, molecular function: structural molecule activity. NCBI's taxonomy places the organism in Eukaryota, Metazoa, Chordata, Actinopteri, Cyprinodontiformes, Poeciliidae. Bases 42 to 1220 code for a protein of 392 amino acids. The record is from RefSeq and is a predicted model, not a curated record. Gene Ontology annotation, cellular component: cytoskeleton.